This is a messenger RNA of Carcharodon carcharias (great white shark), 3779 nucleotides long. Its product is annotated as nuclear receptor coactivator 7. Gene Ontology annotation, cellular component: nucleus. The record is from RefSeq and is a predicted model, not a curated record. Lineage: Eukaryota; Metazoa; Chordata; Chondrichthyes; Lamniformes; Lamnidae. Bases 568 to 3033 code for a protein of 821 amino acids. The transcript is spliced from 17 exons. Gene Ontology annotation, biological process: response to oxidative stress.
GAGUGAGAGGCAGCACCGCCCUCUUGCAGAGCUUGGCCAAUCUGCAGCAAAAGCAAUGCACCAGCAUAUAUUAUUUGCACUAAAUGCUGAUGAGUGUUUUUAGUGCGAUAUUAUGCGGAAUACGAUUUCAAUUCCAAUGUUUACUUCCUUUUGGUCCAUCUUUAAUUUGUGACUGCCUGUCUUGUCUGGGGUCUGCACCUUCUAUCAAUGGAUGGGGUUGGGUGGUACAAGGGAUGGAAACCUAUUGAAGAUUUGGGGCGAAGGAUUUGUUCUGGUAGGUGAUUUGCUGUUGCUCAGAUCCGGUAUUUUCUCUUCCUCUGGGACUGUCCUUUCUGCAAAAGGUGCUAAUGAGAAAAUGGUGCGACAGAUCGUCAAACUCAGGAUCUGUUGAGAGGUCAGCCGUGCCAAAUCAUCUCAAAUUCAAAAUCUUAAUAACUGAUAUAUGAUAAGACACAAGUGAAAAGAAUAGAAGACAACAGCAGAAGUCAUAUUCAGGAUUUUAUUAGAUGGAGUUGAUACAGUUCGCCAAAGGCCAGUGUUACUCCAGGUGACUUAGGACAUGGUGUGAUGCCACCAACAGCGAGGUUAAAGAAAAAAUUUAAACAGACUAAAGCCAUCUCAAUAAAGUCUCCAGGGAAUGAGCAUAAAAACAACAAGAUGGCCUCCUCUAGAAAGAAUGCAACUGUGUUAAAUGCUGCGCAUUCUCCAUCAAUAAUAAAUCCAUCAGGAAGAAUACGGAAUACUGAUCUUCAACAAUACUAUUCAAUGGAAAACAAAAGGGAAGAGAAAAAUGGUCGAAAAUUAAUCCAAGAGAAACCAGUAGACACUAUAGAAUACAGAGCCAGAAUGGAGGACACACUCUAUAGCAUUGCCCUGAAGUUCAACAGUACACCAAAUAAACUGGUUCAAUUAAACAAGCUGUAUUCACAAAGUAUUGUUCCUGGGCAGCAAUUAUAUGUUCCUGAUCCGGGCACUGCACUGAGUGAAGACAGCCCCAUGUCCUCAAGUCCCAGUCAGUCACAGAUUCUUUCUUCAUCAGAUGCAGAGUAUGACAAACUCUUGGAUGCUGAUUCAGCAGAAAUGUCCAGUUUACAGUGGGGCAGCUCACGUCACUCCUCGUCUCCCAUAUGGGAAGAAAUACCUUUUUCUGAAAGAUUCCUAAAAAUCUGUUGCAAGUAUUUCACAGAUGGAAAGGGUGUUGUAAUGGGAAUCCUGCUUGUCACUCCAAAAAAGAUCUUUUUUGACCCAUACAAAUCCCAUCCUCUUGUCAUUGAAAAUGGCUGUGAAGACUAUUUAUUUGCCUGCAGCGUUGAGUCAAUCAUUUCAGCAGUGUCUCACAAAGAUGUUUCUCAAAUGAAACUUUGCGGCUCUUCUCCCUUAAAGAAAGCUUCAGUUCAAUCUGAAAUACAACAGACGGGAAGAAAUACUGCAAACACCAACCAAAGGAAAUCUCGUCGGGUUAGCAUCUCAGCUCCGACCAAAGACAAUGCCCAAUGUACAGAGAUGAAAAAAACAAAUUCAAUUCCCGCUGAUCAAAAAGCUGAAGCUUUGACAAAACUUAUCGGCAUUUCCUACUCUUGUCCAGAUUCUCUGUGUCAGGUUGAUGAGAAAUCAUUCACUGAAAUUGCAGAAUUGCAGGACAGUGUAACGUGCUUGGACCUGAAAGAAAAUAAAGAAACACUUCCCUUUUCAAGCAGAACAAAAUGCGGAGGAGAUAAUUUAAUGUCAGAGAAUGAGGAUUGUUAUUGUUGUGAACAAUCUAUAAGGGAAAGAAAAUUGGGACCAAAUGCAAAUUAUCAUAACAACCAACAUCCAUCCCAUAUGUUAUAUAAGGAAAACAAGUUGGAGAAAUCCUGUGAUUCCAUCAACAGCACAGACAAUAAAACAGCAUCUUUUUGUGAGAUAAACCUGUCAGAUCAAGGAUGUCCAGAAUAUCUAUGGCCUCACAUGGCAGAGAACACAGGAGAGAAACUGCUUUGCACUGAACUGCCUAGAUUGAAGUCAGAAGAGGUUUGCUGUAUAAUGAACAAAGCCAAAGAAGAUCAGUUUAGAAUAUAUGAUAAACAGGACAACAAAACAAAUGAUGGAUUACUUGCACUGACACGGAAGCAUGAAUUGAAACAAGAUCUGUAUCAUUCAAAAGAUGACGAAGACAAAUUUCGAUUGAUGUUUUUAUGCCUGAAGGUCAGUUUGCCCAACAAAGGGACAAAUUUGCUUCAGUUUGGAGUGACCACAUCUCAGGAUAUGAGCCAUGAUGAGCCUGAAGAAUACUGGUUUGCAAUGUCCCAGGAAAAAGUGGCUGAGUUACAUGGGUACCUGAAAUAUUGGCGACCUGAUAUUUAUUUGCCUGAAAGAAUGGAUGACACUCGAGUAGAUGACUUUGUUCUGCUGGAUGGAAAGUGUGCUUUUUCCCUGGGCGAGAAGUUUUUUGAUAGACUUUUUGAUGAGUGGGAAAUUAUAACAGUGGAGGAUGAUCCAGUGAAACACUGCCAAGAUAUUUUUGAUUCAGAAUUUGGGAAUAUGGCACCUGUUCUUCAGGGAAAAAGCAACUUAAUGGAAUCUUUUCACGUUGAGAAGAUUUCAAAAUAUCUACCACCUAGAACAGUGGGUCAUCCGUGGCUACUGGCAUACAGCACAUCAUUGCAUGGCUUUAAUCUGAAAACCCUGUACCGCAGAGUGGCUAACACUGACUCCCCAGUACUGCUGGUUUUAAAGGACACACAUGGUCAGGUAUUUGGUGCUUUAACUUCUCACCCCCCUAGGCCAAGCGACCGUUUCUAUGGAACAGGAGAAACCUUUCUAUACACCUUUAGUCGUGAUUUUAAGAUCUUCCAGUGGACUGGAGAGAAUUCUUUCUUCAUAAAAGGAAGUUCAGACUCGCUUGCAAUAGGAGGAGGAAGUGGACAUUUUGGCUUAUGGUUGGAUGAAGAUCUCAAUCAUGGAAGAAGCAACCCCUGUGCAACAUUCAACAACAUUGUUUUAUCCAAAAAUGAAGAUUUCAAGGUGCAGGAUCUUGAAGUGUGGACAUUCUGAUAAUUGUACAGUCAUGUUUAAUUUGCACAUUCUCGAAAAUAUCACUGAUAAAUGCAUGAGGACUCUGAGCCAAUUCAGAUUUUAAGAAGACUUUUCAGUACCACUGGGCCUGAUAAUUUAGUGAGGAAGUUUGCAUAAGCAGUAACAAAUUAACUGCGAGCAGCAGAGCAGGUGCAAAUUUUGUCAUAGCAGCUCAGGGCUUCCUUAAAAUGUAUUUUUCAGAGUCACUUAGAUGUUUGUGUACUAAUGUAAAUGAGGUUGUAGUCUAAAAUAGUGUUCAUGAAUUAUCCUGCUGCUGAAACAUCAUAUCCAGUAAAGCUUACUUUUGCAUAUUGAUGUAAUCCAAGGAAAAUAUGGGGACAAGCAAGUUUACCCACUCAAUUUGCUUCUGACUUGUCACUGUACACCUUUUAUCAGUCGUCUUACCAAUCUAACGAAAAUGAGCUGCUUUUGGUCUAUCUCAACCUGCUGCAUACAGUUGGGUACAACUGCAUGUUUAUAUGGCCUUAAAAAUCAUGCUGCUAACUGGGAACUUGGAUGUAUGUUUUGAGGAUUAUUAAAUAUUUAUUGUGUAUUUAUCGACUUGGUGAAACUAUUAGCUUAAGUUCAUAGUAAAAGCCUUGCUGUUAUUAUGAAGAACAAUGUCAUCACAUUGUGUUGCUUUUAGUGACAUCUAAAAUGGCACUUAAUUUUAUGAAUCAUGAUAACUGAUAAGUCAGAAAAAUAAAUUACUGCCAUUCUUAAAA